AGCUUGAUUCAAAGCUCGGCAUUCGGUCGGCCAUCGUUUACCGCCGAUAUGCAUUCCAUUGGAUACAAGGACCUCGUGGGCGUCUUGAUCGCAGCGGCGGUCAUCCUUCUCGGCUAUGAAUCCGGCAUACGCGGCCCUUUUGUACAACAUCCAAACGUAUAAAACUGCGAAAAGUACUCUGCAAUAUCACCCAGUCUUCGCGGUAUCCUCGGCUCAGCAUGCGCACCUUCAUCACGCUUGCCAUCUCUCUCGCGUCCAUCGCGAUCGGCGCCCUCGCUGCCCCCAACGGUUGCGUGUGGGUGAACGACGAGCUCGUGUGCGCCGGCAGCAAGCGCGCGCCCGAGGCCUGCCUCUUGGAGUGCGAUGCCAAUGGCGAGAACUGCAAGAUCGUGUGCGCUGGACACUCAUCAUAAUCAAGUCAUCCCUGCGACGCCGUACUGAGGUUCAAGCGCAACACGAGUGCAGCCGCAAAAUAAUGAACGCCGAUACUCAGGUCCCCGUAGCAGCUCGGCGCUUACACUAUGUACUGCGCGCAUACGAUUAAUGGCCAAGUUGCUGCUGGUGUAGACUGGCUCCGAUCCGGCAUGAGUGCUUGCGCUGACUUCGCAUCACGACGCUAAGGCUCGGGACUAUGGUCCCGACUCGAU
Messenger RNA from Punctularia strigosozonata HHB-11173 SS5, 647 nucleotides. RefSeq lists its product as uncharacterized. NCBI's taxonomy places the organism in Eukaryota, Fungi, Basidiomycota, Agaricomycetes, Corticiales, Punctulariaceae. The record is from RefSeq and is a predicted model, not a curated record. The transcript is spliced from 2 exons. The coding region runs from base 116 to 544 and encodes 142 amino acids.